Molecule: messenger RNA, 911 nt
Organism: Oncorhynchus keta (chum salmon)
Lineage: Eukaryota; Metazoa; Chordata; Actinopteri; Salmoniformes; Salmonidae
Product: probable E3 ubiquitin-protein ligase HERC1
Exons: 5
Source: RefSeq, a predicted model, not a curated record
GUCCAGGCUCAGCCGGAGCCUGCUCCCAGUGGACACAAUGCAGAUCUGAACGCCGGGUCCACCGCUAGUGGCGCAGCGCCCUCGCCCGUGUGCCAGGAGGAAGUUGAGAUGAGGGCGGCACUGCAGUUCCUGAUGCGUCACAUGGUCAAGCGGGCCGUGAUGAGGUCACCCAUCAAGCGGGCGUUAGGAUUGGCCGAUUUGGAGAGAGCUCAGGCCAUGAUCUAUAAAUUGGUGGUCAGCGGGCUGCUGGACGAACACUGCAGUGGGGGCAAGUCCAGACCUGCUGACCCAGAGUGUGAGGAGGGUGUGCAGGGAGAGCAGCAGGCCCAGACCCCCAUCACCACCAGCCCCUCUGCCUCCAGCACCACCUCCUUCAUGAGCUCCUCUCUGGAGGACACGACCACAGCCACUACACCUGUUACUGACACAGAGACUGUCCCUGCCUCAGAGUCCCCUGGGGUCAUGCCUCUUAGCCUGCUCAGGCAAAUGUUCUCAAGCUACCCAACCACCACUCUGCUGCCAACGCGUCGUGCCCAGACGCCCCCGGUGUCUUCUCUCCCCACGUCUCCCUCUGAUGAGGUGGGUCGGAGACAGAGCCUCUCCUCCCCUGAGACCCAGACCUCCAGACCAGCCAACAGGACCGGGACAUCCCUGUCGGACCCCAUCAGCAGACUGUCCACCUCCCCUCCCCCCCCGGCCAUCGCUGUGCCCCUCCUGGAGAUGGGCUUCUCUCUGAGGCAGAUCACCAAGGCUCUGGAGGCUACAGGGACAGGUACUCGUGGCGAGGCUGAUGCCCAGAACAUCACGGUACUGGCUAUGUGGAUGAUAGAACACCCCGGAACAGAGGAGGACGAGGGAUGACAGUCACUCUAGAGGACAGGGGUCAGACAGCUCCUCGUGCCCAGGGGCCA